This is a messenger RNA of Aspergillus ibericus CBS 121593, 1521 nucleotides long. RefSeq names its product putative cholinesterase. Lineage: Eukaryota; Fungi; Ascomycota; Eurotiomycetes; Eurotiales; Aspergillaceae. The transcript has 5 exons. The record is from RefSeq and is a predicted model, not a curated record. Bases 1 to 1521 code for a protein of 506 amino acids.
AUGCGACCCCUGGUGCCCGCUCUACUGCUUGUUUUAUUGCGCCCGGCUCUAACGCUCACGAGCGACAGUCUCACAGUGCAGACUGCCAAUGAGGCCAUCACCGGCCAUCUGUCAGCUAGCCACGGAGAGGUGAUAGAGUUUCUAGGAAUCCCCUUUGCUCAACCACCCAUCAAUGACCUGCGAUGGGAGCCCCCGCAGACAUACCAAGGCGAUGGUCCCUAUAUUGCUGACACUGACUGUCCCUAUACCCACACCUCUCUGUAUACAUACCCGAAUGAGGCGGGGCAAUUCCCCAGCAUCAUGAAGGCCUUCAUGGCAUCCGAGGGCAACAACUCGCAGAGCGAGGAUUGCUUGACCCUGAACAUUUGGACUCGGCUCUCCACUUCUCGGGCUCCUAAGCCAGUCUAUGUUCACUUCUAUGGAGGCCGUUACACCUCGGGCACCACGAAUACCCCGUUCUACUUGGGGGCUGGUCUAGCAAGCAGCCAAGAUAUCAUCGUCGUGACGGUGAACUACCGCACGAACGUCUUCGGUUUUCCAGGCAUCCCAACCCUGGCAACUAGCAACCUCGGUCUACUGGAUCAGCGUGCCGCCGUUGAAUGGCUUCAUGACAACAUCGAGGCCUUUGGCGGCGAUGCAAACCGGAUUGUGAUCUCAGGCCAGUCUUGUGGAGCCGCAAUGGUGGACUACUGGGCCUAUGCCUGGCCGAAUGAUCCCAUCGUGGCCGGAUUGAUCUCGCACUCGGGCACAGCAUUGAGCUUUGGGGGUAAUUCAGCAGAUUUGUCCGCGCGAAACUGGGACAAUAUCACUGUCCAGUUAGGGUGCCAUACCACUGCGCAUGUGCUGGCCUGUAUGAAGCGCCAGUCAGUAUCGGUGGUGUUGAUCGCAGCGGGUAAGCUACCCACCUCCUCGACCGGCACGGUGGGCCGCACUCUGCCCGCCUUUGAGGCUACGAUUGACAACGUGACGAUCUUCGAUGAUUACGAGGCUCUGACUUCGAAAGGACGGUUCGCGCGCGUCCCCUAUCUUCUCGGCCACAACGACAACGAGGCCGGGUUUUACAAGAUCGCGGUUCAUAUGCAAGGUAAAAGCCUCACUGUCGAGCAAUGGCAAGCAUUCAACGAGAACACGUUCACCUGCCCGACGGACUACCAGGCUGCUCAGCGGGUACGUUUCGGCGUGUCCGCCUGGCGCUUCCGCUUCUUUGCUGACUGGAACAACACACGGCUGUAUCCCACAAGUGGCGCGUAUCAUGGCGUCGACAUGAAUAUGAUCUACGGCAACUCCGAGUUGUUCACAGGUCUCCCCGCAUCUGCCGGGCAGGUCGAACUGGCGUCUCGAAUGCAAAUGGCGUGGGCAGCGUUUGUCACCGAUCCUACUGCGGGGUUGAGCAAGGUGGGAUGGCCCGUCUUUGAUCUCAACAAUAACACAUUGAUCCGUCUGGGGUAUGAGAACCAACCUGAUGUGGAAUUUGUCAGCCCCUCAAUUUACAACCAGGCGUGUACCAAGUCGCCUCAGUAG